Phycodurus eques (leafy seadragon) is the source of this 6265-nucleotide messenger RNA. RefSeq names its product extended synaptotagmin-like protein 1b (gene esyt1b). Gene Ontology annotation, biological process: lipid transport. The record is from RefSeq and is a predicted model, not a curated record. Lineage: Eukaryota; Metazoa; Chordata; Actinopteri; Syngnathiformes; Syngnathidae. Gene Ontology annotation, molecular function: lipid binding.
AGGGCAAGUAAGAGGAACACAACUCGCAGCAGCAGCAGCGGCGGCGGCAGAGACUCUCCUGCGAAACCACCUCAACCUGGCGGAUUUAGCAAUCGUAUUCAAUGUGCGCUUCGGGCCUUAAAGAAAGCAGCGAGGAUCCGUGUUUCGGUACUUUCCUUUUACUUCAACGGCUUGACGCAUUGAAAUAAUUGUUGUUUUGUUCCAGUCGUUGUGUAUUAUUAAGUCAUUCAUCUGGGAGUCCAAAGACUAAAAGGACAAUGCAGAGCGAACAAUCCGAGGCGAGUGAGCCGAUGGUCGCCGAGGGUUCGGGCCCAAACGAGCCCGAGAAGAGCGCACCGAGUCAGGGCAGCGAAGUGCAGCCUGUUCCCCGGGCCAAGGGGAUUAACGCCGUUGCGGUGCUGUGGACGUUCGGGAAGUGUCUGGGCGCUUUGCUGCCCGUCUACCUGGCCGGGUACUACAGGGUCAGCACCAGUCUGCUGGUGUGCGGUAUGGUGGUGUACACGGGAUGGAAGCACGCCCGCGAGGCCAAGGAAGAGAGGCUCAGGUCGGCCAUGCAGCUGCUCGGCGACGAGCAGGAGCUCGGCGACUUGAAAAUGUCCAAAAUCAAGCGAGACCUACCUGCGUGGGUCAACUUUCCAGACGUUGAGAAAGUAGAAUGGCUGAAUAAGGUGCUGCAGCAGGUGUGGCCCUUUGUCGGCCAGUAUCUCGAGAAGCUCCUGGUGGAGACCAUCGCGCCGUCUAUUCGAGCCUCAAGCAGCCACCUGCAGACGCUCAGUUUCACUAAAGUGGACAUGGGCGACAAGGCCAUGAAGGUGGUAGGGAUCAAGGCACACACAGAGAACGACAAAGGACAGGUCCUGCUUGAUCUGUAUAUCAGCUAUGUUGGCAAUGUAGAGAUCGACGUGGAAGUAAAGAGAUACUUCUGCAAAGCUGGAGUCAAGGGAAUACAGUUGCACGGGAUGAUGCGGGUCAUAUUGGAGCCGCUGAUCGGAGAUGUGCCCAUUGUGGGUGCAGUCACCAUGUUCUUCAUCCGCAGACCAAAACUAGAUAUCAACUGGACUGGAUUGACAAAUUUGUUGGAUAUCCCCGGACUGAAUGUCAUGUCUGACAGCAUGAUCAUGGAUGCCAUCGCCUCCUUCUUGGUACUCCCCAACCGUCUGGUCGUCCCCCUCGUUCCAAACCUGCAUGUGGGGCAUCUUCGCUCCCCUUUGCCCAGGGGUGUGGUGCGCAUCCACCUGGUGGAGGCCCAGAAUCUGGCAGCAAAGGACAGCUAUGUGAAAGGGGUUAUGGCCGGCUUGUCAGACCCCUAUGCCAUAUUGCGGGUGGGUCCACAGAUGUUCACGUCCCACCACUUCGACAACACAGACUCACCCAAGUGGGGAGAGAUGUACGAGGUGAUAGUCCAUGAAGUGCCUGGUCAGGAACUGGAGGUGGAGGUUUAUGACAAAGAUCCAGACCAGGACGAUUUCCUGGGCAGGACCAAAAUAGAUUUGGGCAUUGUGAAGAAGUCCAUAGCCGUUGAUGAUUGGUUCCCUUUGAAGGAUACGCCGUCGGGUCGGGUCCAUCUUAGACUGGAGUGGUUGGCCUUGAUGCCUACCACUGAUCGACUCGAGCAGAUCCUGAAGAGGAACGAGAGUGUGACCAGUAAGACAGCCGACCCGCCCUCCUCCGCCAUCUUGGUCAUCUAUCUUGACAAAGCCGAAGCACUUCCAAUCAAGAAGGGGAAUAAAGAGCCCAAUCCCAUGGUGCAGUUAUCUGUGCAGGAUAUUACUAGAGAGAGCAAGACAUGUUACACAACAGUCGAUCCAGAGUGGGAAGAAGCAUUUACCUUUUUUAUCCAGGAUCCACGCAAACAAGAUAUUGAUAUUCAGGUGAAGGAUGUAGACCGUGUGCAGACAUUAGGCAGUCUGACCAUCCCUCUGUCCCGUGUGCUGUCCACUUCUGGUCUCGCUCUGGACCAGUGGUUCCAGUUGGACAACUCUGGAUCAGCCAGUCGCAUUUAUAUCAACGCAAUUCUCAGGAUGCUGUGGUUGGAUGAGGAACGUAUCACAGCUGAUGCGUCAUCUCACCUGGAAUCUGGAGGCAAACAGUUACCCCAGGAGACCUCUCCCCACUCCAGUUUUGCCACAGAGGGGCUGCUUAGAAUCCACCUGUUGGCCGGGCAGAACCUUGUUCCCAAAGACAACUUGAUGGGGGGCAUGGUGAAAGGCAAGAGCGACCCCUAUGUCAAGAUCAAUAUAGGAGGCGAAACAUUCACAAGCCAAGUCAUCAAGACCAAUCUCAACCCCACCUGGAAUGAGAUGUAUGAGGUGAUUUUGACACAGUUGCCUGGUCAGGAGCUACAUCUGGAGGUGUUUGAUAAAGAUAUGGACAUGAAGGAUGAUUUCAUGGGCAGACUGAAGAUCAAUCUGAAGGACAUCAUUGAUUCUCAGUACACUGACCAGUGGUACACUCUCAAGGAUGUCAAGUCAGGUCGGGUUCACCUGGUACUGGAAUGGGUUCCAACAGCCUCAGAAGCAGACCAAGUGGAUCAGGUUCUUCACUUCUAUUCCCGGCAGUCCUACCAGAACAAGGCGAUUCCGUCUGCAGGUCUUCUGUUUGUCUUCAUUGAACAGGCAGAUGGUUUACCAUUGAAGAAGAGUGGAAAAGAGCCAAAAGUGGGAGCAGAGAUAGUUCUUGGAGCAAUGUCCCGCAAAACUACGGUGUGUGAUCGCUCUAUGUCCCCUGAGUGGAAUGAGGCAUUCUGCUUCUUGGUUCGCGACCCCAGAGAGGAUAUUCUUCUUGUCAAGCUCUCCCACAGCUGGACACUGCCCAUGGGCUCCUUAGUGGUUCCUAUCAAAGAGCUGCUCGCUGAGCCAGAGCUGGUCUUGGAUCAGUGGUUCCAUCUGGACGGAGCCUCCCCUGAGAGUCAGGUUCUUCUUCGGGCUGAGCUCAAGAUGCUGAUACCAAGCAAGUGCCCCCGUGCCAGUGGCCAAGAUAAGGUCACUUUGAAAGAAUCAAACCGCUUUCCCGAUCAGCGGAAACGUGAGGGAGAUGUGAUCCAAAAGUCAAGUUCAGUGGAUGCUCCUGUCGAAACUCUUGUCCCCCAAGUGCUGAUGCAUGAAGAGGUUCAUGAAAAGACACCUGUAGCUGAUGUGACAGAAGAUACGAAAGAAGACGCCUCAAGUCCUACCGUGGUGAAACCUCCUCACACUGCCCCAGACCUCAGCUUUGCCAAUGAGGGGCUAAUGAGAAUCAUCCUCAAGGAGGCUGAGGAUCUGGUCGCCAAGGACAACCUGAUGGGGGGUAUGAAGAAGGGCAAGAGUGACCCCUAUGCAAAGAUCACCGUUGGAGAGGUCACAUUUAAAAGCAACGUUGUAAAGGAGAAUCUCAACCCUUUCUGGAAUGAGAUGUAUCAGGUGGUGAUGAAGCCUCAGUCUGGACAGGAUGUCCUUGUGGAGGUGUAUGACAAAGACAUGGACAAAGAUGACGUUUUGGGAAGGGUUAAUAUCAGUAUGGCCGACAUCAUUCACUCCCAGUACAUGGACCAGUGGUACACUCUGAGUGAUGUUAAGUCUGGUCGUGUCCGUCUCAUAGUGGAGUGGGUCCAAACAGUGUCCCAUAAUGGCACCCUGGACAAAGUGAUGCAGCUGCAAUCUUUGCAGUCAUUCAACAACAAGACAGUUCCUUCUGCAGCUCUGCUCUUUGUUUAUAUGGACAGAGCACACGCAUUGCCUUUUAAGAAAAGUGGAAAGGAGCCAAAGGCUGGGGCUGAGCUUGUUUUUGGUAACACAACCUACAAAACUAAGGUGUGUGAUCGCAGCAGGUCACCUGAGUGGAAUGAGGCAUUCUAUUUUUUGGUCCGCGACCCCGCUGAAGAGAUGCUCGUCAUCAAGUUAUCCAGUGCUUGGGACCAGCCAAUGGGCUCACUCGUGGUUCCUGUGAAGGAGCUUCUGUCAGAACCGCAGCUUGUCCUGGAUCAGUGGAUGCCACUGGAUGGAGCCUUGCCUGAGAGCGAGCUCCUACUGAGGGCUGAACUCAAGAUAUUGAACUCGAGGAUGACUGAAGCUCCACAGCCUUGUCAUCCUGCUUCAAAGAAGACAGUCACGGUAGCCGCUGAGAAGAAUGAAGAUGGCUCAACGCUGCCAUUAGAUGAUUGUGCUACAGUAACAAGCCCGCUGAAGUACCCAGAAGAAGCAACAGAUGAUGCAGGGUCCUCUAUGGUUCAGCCCCCUGAUGCUACAUUGGUGGACGAUCGAGCAGAUGCAGAAGAGCAUCGCACAAAGUCAGACCAUCGAGUUCAUACGGAGGACAUGGAGAUACAGGACAUGAUGGCAGAGGAUGCUGGUCUGGAUGACCAGGCCCAUUCCACAGUGUCUGAUCUACCCGCUGAACCCGUGAAGCCCAAAGUUGACGUUUCUCCACAGCACACAAGCCCAAGCCAGGACUUUGGCACUGAGGCGUUGCUGAGGAUUCAUCUGCUGGAGGCCCAGAGUCUGGUUGCUAAGGACAACCUGAUGGGGGGCAUGGUGAAGGGCAAGAGUGACCCCUAUGUCAAGAUCACCAUUGGAGGGGUUACAUUCAAGAGCCAUGUUAUCAGGGAGAAUCUCAACCCCACGUGGAACGAGAUGUAUGAGGUAGUUUUAAGCAGCCACAGUGUCCAGGAAAUUCAGCUUGAAGCGUUUGAUAAAGAUUUCGAUUCUGACGACUUCCUGGGCAGGUUCAGUAUUAAACUCAGUGAGGUCGUCAGAUCACAGUACAUCGAUCGGUGGUACACUUUGAAUGAUGUGAAGUCCGGGCGGCUGCGCUUGAUCCUGGAGUGGGUUCCAACAGUGUCGCAUUCCGUCCAACUUGACCAGGUACUGCAGCUUCAGUCUCUCCAAUCUUUCAAGAACAAAGCCGUCCCUUCUGCCGCUUUGCUCUUUGUCCAUUUGGAGCGAGCGCACUCGUUACCCCUGAAGAAGAGUGGAAAGGAGCCCAAAGCGGGAGCUGAGCUUGUCCUCGGAGACACAACGUACAAAACCCAACUGUGCGACCGCAGCGCCAAUCCUCAGUGGGCCGAGUCUUUCUACUUCCUUGUGCGGGACCCUAAACACCAGAUGCUUGUGCUCAAAUUGUCCAGUGGCUGGGACCAGCCGAUGGGUUCUCUGGUGGUUUGUGUAAGGGAGCUGCUGGCCCACCCACAGCUGGUCCUGGAUCAGUGGUUCCAUCUGGAUGGAGCAACACCUGACAGCCAGAUCCUGCUGAGGCUUGAACUCAAGGUUCUGGAGACCAAAAUGGUAGACAUGAUCAGUGGUGGGACUCUGCCUUGUGCUGACCCCAGUAGUGGAUCUGGGAAUGGGCAGGUGAAGUUGUCGCUUUCGUAUGACUCACGAGGGACAAAGCUGGUCAUCGUUGUACAUGCCUGCAGAGGCCUGUUGUGCCCCAGUAAGGACGCUGUAGACAGCUACGUGUCCAUAAUGCUGCUGCCAGACAAAAGCAAGGCCACCAAGAGGAAGACGGCUGUGAAGAAACGAGAUCUCAACCCCGAGUUUAAUGAGAGGUUUGAAUACAAUUUGCCUGCGGAGGAAUUGAAGUUGAGGCACCUCAGCUUGUCAGUGAAGAAUAACUCCGCCUCAUUCAGAAGUCGUGAUGUCAUUGGGCAGGUGCAAAUUGAGUUGGCGGAGGUGGAGCUGGUGCCUGGCGUCACUGAUUGGUUCGUUUUGAGAGAUGAAGCGGAGUAGCAAACAAGCUGAUGAUGUCACAGCUGAAACGUGGCAUGGCUGCAGCUUACACUUGAUGCCUUCUCCUUUCCACGUCCGCACUAUAGCAGCCUCACCUGGAACAAGCAGCCCCAGCCUACAGCUCUGUGUGCUAACUUAGCCGUAGAAGAGAAAAACACUCAAAUUGCUCAUAUAACCCAGCCAUCAUGCGCUUGGUACGGACAAGAGGAGAGUUUGAAUCAAAAGUGCUAACAAUAGUCAAAUGUGGGAUUGAAGGAAAAACUGAAAAGGCUUGAAAACAUAUGUUUUGCAAAGAGCAGAUACAUUUGGAAACUUUGAAAAUGAUUUCUAAAUGCCACUUCAGUACGAGAAACCUUCUAUCUGACUUACUUUUAUAAUGCAGCACCUUGCUUGCUUUUGUGUUUGACGUUGCCUUUUUGAUGUACAUUUUUUAUAAGAUUGCAUUUUUUUUUUUUUUUUUUGCAUCAGUUAAAUGCUGUUUGUGUUGUUUAUAUUUGCAAUGAUUUCACAAGUGUUUGAUGUGUGUUGGAAGAUGGACACUAAAAUAUAUAUUGUGCAUCUCG